This is a messenger RNA of Ichthyophthirius multifiliis, 393 nucleotides long. RefSeq lists its product as hypothetical. The annotation marks the transcript as partial. The transcript has 4 exons. Lineage: Eukaryota; Ciliophora; Oligohymenophorea; Hymenostomatida. The record is from RefSeq and is a predicted model, not a curated record.
AUAAAAGCAUUUUUUAAAAUAUUAUAGAAAAAAGAUAGUUUUUUAUUGUAAAAGCCUAUAAAAUUAAUUGUUUAAUUAGAUUAGAAUUAGUUAUAAAAAAACGAAAAAUUAUUAAAAGCUUUUAAUGCAUUUUCUUAAGCUAAUUGUGAAUUUUCAUUUUAAAGUAAACCAAUCUAAUAAAAAGGAUAUUUCUUUUUUAAUUUUAAUGAAGAUAAAAUUAUUGAGGAAUAUUCAAAGGCAUAUAAUUAAUAAUAUUCUAAUAUGAAUGAUGAUUUAAAUAGAUUUAAGAAAGCUAGAAAUAUUGAAGUAAUCUAUUUGAAUUAGUCUGUAGUAAGAACUUAAAUUACAGUUGAUGUAAAUAAGCAUUUGAUGAUUUCAAAAAUUAUUAUAUGA